Messenger RNA from Haemonchus placei, 207 nucleotides. NCBI's taxonomy places the organism in Eukaryota, Metazoa, Nematoda, Chromadorea, Rhabditida, Trichostrongylidae. The record is from the annotation of a GenBank genome assembly.
AUGCUGUCAGCGUCACUCAAUGUGCUCUGGGAACGACGAUGCUCGGAAUUACCCGGCUCACGCAAGUGCAGAAGGGAAUCUGGAGCUCUGAUCUUCGCCAAUGAACGAAGACCAGGGAUGCUGUUACUUACGCCAGAAAUUCGAAGAUCAUGUGGGCAGGAUACGUUAUGCGAUAUCGUGAUGACCGUGGACCAGGGCGGUUGUUGA